AUGCACAGACAGGAAGUCAUGAAUACUCCAAUACAAGUGAUCAACCUUUCAGAUGAAGAUGAUGAUCUGGAUCUUCAUGAUGCAGCAAUAGAAGACAGACAAGAUGUGAAAAAUGAAGAUAGGGAAAGUAGGACUCAAGAGCACUCUGAAGGAUGUGAAUCCCAUGAUGGCAUUGCUUGUAGAAAGGUACAAAGAAUGGAGGGUGAUCGCUUUGACAUCCAGUUGCCUUACAUACAAGAAUCCAGGCCCAAGACAACAUUCAGGACCCAGAUGGAUUCAAACAUGUUCUGUGAUGGAAAGCAGAGCAUGUUUUCUAGCAUCUACAAUCCCUUGCUUAUGUCUCUAGACUACAAUGUCCCAGGGAGUAUGAUGAAAAAACCCUUUCUUGAUUGUGGAAUAUCUGUGUCAUCACCAGCUAAUACUCAGCACAUGGUGGAUUUUUUAAACAGUGGCUGUGACUAUGGUAGCAUUUUGCCAGAUUUGGAAGCUGAUUCAGACAGCAAGAAUGUGUUGGAUAUUUCAGAAAACCUGGCAAAUCGGAAAACUUACGACUGCUUGCCUUCCUCUCCUCGAUCUGAAAUUCCAGACAAUUCUCCCCAUAACAUGUUUCCAUCAUACAAUGAUGCAUGUUUUUUGGAUGAUCGUUUCACAUGUGGAAAGUCUGGGUUCAGCAUGGGUCUGCCACAGAUCUUGCAAGAACUGGCACAAAAAUUCCCAUCUAUGCAGGGUCUUUCAGCUGAUGAGACCAACUAUGUUGACAUUAUUGGUUGGUUGACAGUUUUUGUGAGAAAACUUACAUUCCUCUGCUCCUUCAAUGACAUGGGCAAGAGUUCUUGUAUUGCCUGUGGAGUGAGUUUGAAGGAAAAUACAAUCCACAAACAUGAAGUCAAAGGCAACCUGUUGCUUGGCAAUGGGUUUGGGGUCAUUGAAAUAGAAGCAGUCAAUGUGAGAGAGAUUGGUUGUCAAACAGAGGGAGCUGAAGCAAUCAGUCCUGCAAAAAGUCUUGGAAGGCGGCGAAAGCAACAAGUGACUCUCAAGAAUAAGAAAAUGCCAGAUUUAGCUGAAGAUCCUUUGAAGGACUCUAGUGAAGACACACAAAAUCCUGAUGUAUCAAUAUCAGACAUGUAUACAUCUGAGAGCCUUCCAGUCCCAGAUAAGAAUCUCCUUGAUCUGGAUAUUGUGGAGAGUGAAGAUGAAAAGAAAAAGUCUCAAAUGGUACAAAGUGAUGGAAUGGGGCAGAUUGAGGAAUAUAUCUCCAACAAUACCAGGGAGUCAUUAAGUACUGAAGAAACACCAGCCAGUUCAGUUCCAGGAGCAUCCCCCCCUGCUCAGAGGUUGGACUGUGAAACAUUCUCCCCAACUAAGAAGAGGAAACAGCGAAACCUAGAAAUGAACAUCAAGAAGUUGGAGAUCAAGAAAAAGUUGAAGAUGACUUCCAAGAAUGAGACUGAGAAGGCAUUCAAAUGUCCGUCAUGUGGCAUUUGUUUCUCAACUGAGGAUCGGCUAGAAAAGCACAAGAAUGUUCACUUUGGGGGAUUUGUGAGAAAGGCGUACUUGGAUGGCCACAUGCGCAUCCACUCAGGAGAGAAACCCUUCCGAUGUGAGGAUUGUGGGCGUGGCUUUGCUGAGAAGUCAAAUCUCCUUAGUCACAAGAAGUUGCAUUGGGCCAUUCGACCACAUCAGUGCAGCCAAUGUCAAAAGUCUUUCAUUGCCAAGAGGAACUUGGAAUUGCAUCAGCUGACUCACACUGGUGAGCGACCAACCCAAUGUGAAGUGUGUGGGAAGUGUUUUGGGGGGAGCAAGGGACGACUAAGGCGCCAUCUACUCACCCAUUCAGACAAAAGGAAUUUUUCCUGUGCCAUCUGUGGGAAACAAUUCAACCGCAAGGACAAGAUGGACCAGCACAUCAAAGGCCAUUUAUCAGAAAAACUCUUCAAGUGUGAGACAUGUGGGAAGGCAUUUUUCCGCAGCGAUCAGCUCCGAGCUCAUGAGAAGUUGCAUCAGAGCUCAAAAAAGCAGCAGUGCAAAAUCUGUCUACGCUUCUUCUCAUCAUCUGAACUGUAUGAGAGACACCUGGAGACACAUAAGAAACUUGACUCCAUGGCAUUAAAAUGCCCCCAGUGUGAUAAAUUGCUUUCUAGUGCAUACUCAUUGAGAAUGCAUAUGAAGAAGAUACACAAGGUGCAAGAGCCACUAGAAAGGAAGGCUGGAGAGUAC
Molecule: messenger RNA, 2217 nt
Organism: Darwinula stevensoni
Lineage: Eukaryota; Metazoa; Arthropoda; Ostracoda; Podocopida; Darwinulidae
Source: the annotation of a GenBank genome assembly